Necator americanus (New World hookworm) is the source of this 237-nucleotide messenger RNA. RefSeq lists its product as uncharacterized. Bases 1 to 237 code for a protein of 78 amino acids. The record is from RefSeq and is a predicted model, not a curated record. The transcript is spliced from 2 exons. NCBI's taxonomy places the organism in Eukaryota, Metazoa, Nematoda, Chromadorea, Rhabditida, Ancylostomatidae.
AUGCACGUAUUGACAGCUGAGAGCUCAGCUGAAUACGGCUCAAACACCUCGUCAACGUCAAUACCGAAAACUGAGAAUAUCUUGGAUGACGAGGGAAAGGAACAAGAAAGAAAACGAAAAGAAGCUAGGGCAAAAAAACGAACGGCUAGAGUCCAUUCUGAACACAGUACUGAAGAGCAGACAAUGCGACCAAGUGAAGAAUGCGCAAAUAUCGCAAUGUUUCUGGAUUCUUUUUGA